AUGGAAUAUACCAAAGAGCCCUACCGCAAAUCUCUCGGCCAACGUGGCAUUAUCAAUGGCACCACAUAUUCGCUGAACCACACCCCUUUCGCUCAUUACUUUGGCGGGGUACGAUAUGGACUGUCAUCGGAACGAUGGAGGCGAGCAAGGCCAUUGCCUCCUGACUUCACAUACAAGGAUCAAGAUGGGUCAUCAUGCUGUGAUGGUCAAUCUAAAGUUUGUCCCCAAAGGGAUUUUGACGGAACGUUUAAGGAGAGCUUAUGGAGCGAGGAUUGUUUCCAAAGCAAUAUCUGGACACCGACAGGAACGCCUCCGGCAGUUGGAUGGCCUGUUAUAAUGUUCAUUCUAGAUGGUGGGUGGCUCCAAGCAGGUACGCCAAACGAGUUCAACCCUGCUGCGCUCAUCGGCCAAGCCGGCCUCAACGCAAUCGUCGUUAUGCCCGCAUACCGACUUGGUGUGUUCGGCUUCCUCUACAGCGCCGAGCUCGAAGCAGAAGCGAAAAGCACCGAUACAACGACUGGGAAUUUAGGCUUCUGGGACCAGCGCCUGGCUCUCGAAUGGGUCCAUACCAACAUCCAUCUCUUCGGCGGCGACUCGGCCAAUAUCACCCUCGCUGGCUACUCGGCGGGCUCUUACUCUGUCUUCCAUCAGCUCGCGUAUGAGUUCUCCCUACCAGAUAGUCACCUCAUCCGGCGCGCCUGCAUGUGGUCCAAUGGCCCCGGCGUACAGCCCAAAAGCCCCGCCCUCGCCCAGCAUCAAUUCGCUCUCCUCCUAGCCGCGCUGUUCAUCCCGGAAUCGCUGCCGGCCGCCGAAAAGCUCACCAGGCUGCGCAGUCUCCCGGCCAGGACACUCCUCGAAGCUGCCCUAUCUAUAGAUAUGCAUCAGUUUCGUCCAACGGCAGAGUCCGUAUUUAUCGCCCCAGACCGCAUCCAGAACCUGGCGUCUUUCGCACGCACUCUCGUUGCCCGUCGCAUCCCGCUGCUGAUCGGCGAAUGCCGUGACGAGCCCUGGCUCUACGCGCAGUGGACCGCGCCGAAGGAGAACACCCUCGCCGCGCUCCGCACGCGUUUGCUCGCCGAGUACCCACCACACAUCGUGGCCGGGCUGGUUGAUAUCUACUUCCCGGGUGGGACGCUGCCACCGCAGUUCGUGGACUGGAAGCAGGCCUUUGGGGCCGUGUACGCGGAUAUGCAGGUGUAUCGACUGGAGCGGGGGCUGGUUAAAACGAUUGCGGAGUGCGGCGGACAGGAGCUGGUAUUCCGGUAUCGUGUUGAGUACCGAUUGGAAUGUGUAGAUCGCUUUAUGCCGCCGGAGGCUGGGGUGACGCAUGCGACAGACGAAGCAAUUUGGUUCUGGGGAAAUGGGUAUCAGGUACGUGAGGAGGAGGGGGAGGCUGUAGAAAGGGCUUUUAUCGGGCCAUUCAAGAAUUUUGUACAGGGAAGUGUGGUUGAGUGGGGGGUUGGUAGUGUGAAGUCGAUGCGCAGGUUGAGGGCAGAUCGGGGUGUUGAUAUCUGGGAGGAUGCACUAUGGGAAGAUGAGGAUCCAGUAUGGAUGUUGGUUGCUGGUGAUGGAAAAUAA
This is a messenger RNA of Penicillium macrosclerotiorum, 1578 nucleotides long. RefSeq lists its product as uncharacterized. The transcript is spliced from 2 exons. Bases 1 to 1578 code for a protein of 525 amino acids. The record is from RefSeq and is a predicted model, not a curated record. Lineage: Eukaryota; Fungi; Ascomycota; Eurotiomycetes; Eurotiales; Aspergillaceae.